Molecule: messenger RNA, 1738 nt
Organism: Canis lupus familiaris (dog)
Lineage: Eukaryota; Metazoa; Chordata; Mammalia; Carnivora; Canidae
Product: SH3 domain-binding protein 1-like
Exons: 2
Coding region: 366-1016 (216 amino acids)
Source: RefSeq, a predicted model, not a curated record
AAAAUAUCCAUUCAGGGAAGUCCUUUGUGUGUAUUCGUUUCCAAAUGCCGUCCGUCCCCACGUUUGAGAUGUCAGGCAAGCCAGGACAGAGCUCAGGAAUCCAGGAUGAUGAAGUUCGAGGAAGAAAAUCAAAUCAGAUGUCCCCUUGUCAGCCGUCGAGCCCCCAAAACCAGAAAGUCUUUUAUUAUAAGGUGAUUUUCUGUGCUGCUGUAUUCAGGACCCAACAAGACGACUGGGAACUGGGGCUGCCCUGAGUCGGGUCAGCCUGGGGUCAGAGGCCCCUCCUGGGGGACGCUCGGCCCCACGACCCCGGGGGACCCCGGCCCCCCCAGCCUCUCCCCGACACAGGCCCUUUCUGCGGUGAGAUGCAGAAGAACAUGCUCGCUGCAGAGAGACGCUCUCCAGGUCCAACUACGCCAACUGCAGAAAUCACGUCAUUUCUGACCACCCCUCGUCCCUCGGCCCGAGGCCAGGAGGCAACGGCGUGCGGCUCUGCCCCCACCCUCGGACGGACCAAGCCGCCUCGGCCUCUGCCCUCCGUGACCCCUCUGACCUCGCCUCCAAGACAAGGCAUCUUGAGAGUACCCGCUAGGCCCCGACCCGCUGGCAGGAGCCGACGACAGGUGUGCGGGCGGCCAGGCCGCCUUCUUCUGGCUUCUCGAAGAAGAGUGACUUCUGAGCCGGUGGCUGGGCCACUGCCUCUGCUGCUCGGGGCCUCCUGCAGCCCCAGGCCCCGCCGCUCUCUGCGGCCACCGACACCCACUAUUGGUCUCAAUCCCUUCCCGCCUUCCAGAGUGUUCCAGGAGCGCCGGGCCGGGCACCCCCCCAGUCGCCCCAUGUCACCUCUGUUUGUCGCCAGCCCGCACCGCAGAGGGACCCACGGGGUUCCUUCUGCCCCCUGCAAGGGGAGCACUUUCUUACCUUUGCUCUUCGUUACUUUCCACCGACGGACCCCCCUCCUUUUCCGUAUUACAGAGACAAGGCACAGAGCAGACCACCCGUUUUCAGGAUGUUGACUAGCAACAGGGCAAUUGAACCAAAACUACAAAGUGGUAGUUAUGUCUAAUCCUUGGUACCAAAUUGGCGCUAAAUCUCGUCUGUCCUUCUCUGACCGCACAGUUCUGGCCACUGGAGAUCCACACCUCCUGCAGGCCCCUGCCAGGGUCUCCGCUGCCCCAGCCUGCACCCUCCCGCUCCCCCCCACCCCCAAAUCACAGAGAAUCCUUGGUACAUCUUGAUACUUUGUGAUACAACAAGGGGUGUUUCACGGCCCUUGCUUGGCUCUGGGUGUCACGUCGUGAGAAGUACAUUGACAAAUUUUGAUAGUUUUGAGGGAUCUGGAAACCAUCUUACGCCGAGAAUGUCAGAGAAACUGAGGACGUGGGCUAGAGAAGAGGGCACAUGGGGAGUGGGCCUGGCCGGCACAAGUGCCCCGACACUGCAACAGGGCAGACGUACAGCUGAAGGGGCGUAUUUGCUGUUUUCAGCUCAACCCAAGCGUGUGUACACUAACCAGCCACAGGGGUACAGACUGUUCCAAGAAAAGGUAAGUGCCUCUUUAUAUAAAUUGUCCCAGCAAGAUUAGCUGACCCUCCAGCAGAGAUGUUCCCGACACCAUCCUUUUGUCGGGUGAGGGCUUGGCCUUCCCAAUCCAUAAUUGUUUAUUUCUAUGAAGAAGAUGGAGAGAGGGCAGCCCGGGUGGCUCAGCGGUUUAGCGCCGCCUGCGGCCCAGGGUGUG